AUGUCCGAAACGAAUUUUUCUUUUUCCUCAACAAACCAGUCUGGGUCUGGUAUAAGAAGAAGAGGUAAUAGAUGUUGGUGUGAGCUUGAGUCACCGUUGAUGACGUCAUGGACAUACGAUAAUCCCGGAAGAAGAUUUCAUGGUUGUGGUAAUUUUAAGGUGAUGAGGAAAAAAGGAUGUAAUUAUUUUCAGUGGUUUGAUGAAGACAUGAGUACGAUAAUCCCGGAAAAAGAUUUCAUGGUUGUGGUAAUUUUAAGGUGA
Molecule: messenger RNA, 261 nt
Organism: Lathyrus sativus (Indian pea)
Lineage: Eukaryota; Viridiplantae; Streptophyta; Magnoliopsida; Fabales; Fabaceae
Source: the annotation of a GenBank genome assembly